AUUAAGAUUCAAAUGAAAGGCUUCAAUUUAAUUUUCGUGUUCCAAUCUUCUUUUCCACACACCAAUCCAACCAAUAGCUUCCACUUGAAACAACCAAUAUAUUCCUUGGAAACAAAAUAAAUUAACCAAAACCAUAUUUCCGUAUACCUUAGAUUGCAUUGAAACCAAUCAAGCAUGGGAUCUAGAGACAAAGAUGGUGAGGAGUCACUUGGUAUAGGCCUUCAGGUGAUGCUAGCAGCAGCUUUCUCUUUAUUUGGUGUGAUCUUAUUAAUCAUAAUCUUCCAUUUUUGUGUAAAAUAUUUCAUUAAACGCCAACAAAGGAGACGCCAAAACAACUUUCUUUAUCAAAUCAGCACUCAAAUUGCACCAAUUGAUGUGAGUUCUGUGGAGCCACGCAACUCUGGCUUUGACCCUUCGAUCAUAGCCUCUUUGCCUAAACUCUUGUACAAGCAAACGGACCAAUUCAAGCAAGGUGAAGUUGUAGAGUGCUCGGUUUGCUUAGGCACUAUUGUGGAAGAUGCAAUCACUAGGGUUCUACCAAAUUGUAAGCACAUUUUUCAUGCUGAUUGUGUUGAUAAAUGGUUUAAUUCUAACACCACAUGCCCAAUUUGCCGCACCGUGGUUGACCCAAAUGUGCAACCAGAACAUGGUCAUGUAGGUGCCACACGGGUUCACAACCAAGUCCAACCCACAGCACCACCGGCUGAGGGUGGUGUUGAGCUACAAGAUGAUAGUGAAUUGGAGAGUGUGGGGUGUUCAGGUUUGAGAAUAGGAUCUUUUCAUAGGAUGAUUGGUAAUAGGGAAAGACCAGGAAGAAGGACUCAGAGCUGUGAUGGAUCUACCAUAUUAGAUAUAGAAAGGCGCUAAACUAAGUAGUGAAUAAAUUGUUAUUUCCUAAUUUUCUCCUUUCAUUUGCAUAUAUUCCUUAGUUUAAAUGAGUAUUGGUACGGUAUGUUUUUUGUUAUGGGGGUGUUGGGAUUGUUUACGCCAUAAUUUUCCCUUGUUUGUUAAUGCUUUGUAUUUCUAUUUAUUGUUUUAGGAGAGCAAGUAAUUUUAAGUGAAAUUUGAUUGAUAAAUCUAAUUUUCAUUUUUUAUUAUGA
Glycine soja is the source of this 1100-nucleotide messenger RNA. Its product is annotated as E3 ubiquitin-protein ligase ATL41-like. Lineage: Eukaryota; Viridiplantae; Streptophyta; Magnoliopsida; Fabales; Fabaceae. The coding region runs from base 175 to 867 and encodes 230 amino acids. The transcript has a single exon. The record is from RefSeq and is a predicted model, not a curated record.